This is a messenger RNA of Umbelopsis ramanniana AG, 2118 nucleotides long. RefSeq lists its product as uncharacterized. NCBI's taxonomy places the organism in Eukaryota, Fungi, Mucoromycota, Umbelopsidomycetes, Umbelopsidales, Umbelopsidaceae. The coding region runs from base 100 to 1734 and encodes 544 amino acids. The transcript has 4 exons. Gene Ontology annotation, molecular function: guanyl-nucleotide exchange factor activity. The record is from RefSeq and is a predicted model, not a curated record.
CUUGACCGUGUCAUCAGUUCCGAAAAUGCAGAAUGGGCAAAAGAGUGUAUUGCCAGGUUAUUGAGCGAUGUUUCCUCCAUUGAAUUUCCUCCUAGUGUCAUGGAAGUUCCUAUCAAAAGUGAGAAAAGAGCGAUUAACCGUUCUGCUAGUACUGGCCACUUCAGUUUACUGGUACCUGACAGAUCAGAAAGUUCACCGCUGGAUCAUAUGACUCGAAAAUCUUCACGUAGAAUAGAUAGAGCCAAAUCAUUCAAACAGCCUGAUAUUGCCACCAUAUCCGAAGAGAGUAAUGGAAUCUCAUGCAACGAUAGGACACAAACAAGACCCCAGGAACCUGGUAGACUGAUUCGAAGAUUAUCUCUAUUGGCACAACCUUUGAAGCGAUCCUUGAGUUUGAUUUCAGAUCGAGGCGCCAACAUGGAAUCCAUGAACAUCAAUCAAGAAAGUGAAAAACGUGCUUUACCGCAAUCAAAGCGAGAAGUUCGAAGGGAGCUUCCGCAAAUUACUCGACCGCCGAAUGGACGCCCGAUGUCGAUGGCCAUGCCAGUACCUGGCUCUUCAAUGCUCGAUCAACCUUCACCUCCUAGAAGAGCAAGAGCCCACCGAAUGUCAAGUAUAGAAGUUAUGCAGUAUUUGAGCAGUAACCUGCUGAAUGUGGAGCAGGAUUUACACCAUGAACGGCUUGAAAAUCUGCAAUCAUCCAGCAGUAGCUGCAAUGCUACUACCAUCGACGAUAAUGCUUCAUCGACCGCCAAUUCCGAAGUGGACUCACCUGAUACCGUUCUUUCGGGCGUAGAAUUUCCUGCUGGCGCGCUUGCUGACUACAAUGCAAAACCAAAACCUAAAGAAUAUCAAGAUCCAUUUAACACGCAACCUCGAAAGCGUUCACUUAAAAGGUCCAUUAGUAGUAUUGAUAUACUUUCUCUCGGAAAAUCGUUGAGACGAAAUUCCAUGAGCCAAGAGGAUAUAUUGCGAAGUAGUACGUUUGGAGGAGGAGGCAAAUCGAAUGCGAAAGGUGUCAGCAAAAGGGAAAUUCAGAGUAUUCUUGCCUGGAAAAAUACCGUUGCUCAGCUCAAUUCAGAAGAUUCCUUUCAACCGCUUCCACCCCUCAGUUACCAGAGUGAUGCGCAACGCAUAAGAACUCAACAAAUUCGGCGCUUUAUCAUCCAGGAGAUUUAUACAACUGAACAAACAUACUUGGAUCACUUGAACAUUAUAAAAACGAUGUUUAUGGAUCCGUUCAUUGCUGCAGCAACUCAAACGGGCCGCCCUCUUGUCAAUCCGAAUGAUAUAUCGACCAUUUUCGCAUAUAUACCCAACAUUAUCGAGGUUUCCAACGUCUUAGCUUAUCGAUUUGAGGCGGUAGCAAAAUCCUGGCAUGAGCAGUCGUCUCUUGUCGGUGCUGUAUUCAACCAAAUGGAGAACGACUUUGAAGUGUAUAUUCGCUAUGCUGUAAACUUUCACCACAGCCAACGCUGCAUUACCCGAGCGCACAAUAAUAUCUUGUAUCGGCGCUUUAUUCAAGAAUCGCUUCGCAAGAAAGAAACCAAUCGGAUGGGCCUGAAUGAUUACAUGAUCAUUCCAAUCCAACGUGUCACUCGCUAUAGUCUUCUUUUGAAAGACCUCAAGAAACAUACUCCACCAAAUCACCCAGAUUACAUUAACAUCGACAAGGCACUCAAGACAAUGACUGGUCUCGCACUGGCCAUGAAUGACGCCCAGAGGAAGCCUUAAUGCAACUCCCUUGCUCGUAUAAUCACCACCUUUUUUUUUUUUAGCACCCCCUCAUUCCCCGAUCGUCAAACUUUUUUAUCUCAUUAAUUCGAGCUCACACCUCUCUUCAUAUGUAACAUUUCUCCCAAGUCUUUCAGGCAUUUUUGCGGCUUUGCAUUUCUUCACUACAGCCAAUGCAAGUGCCUUAGUCUUCCACCUACCCGCUUUUUCAGUUGUUUAAAUUUUUUGGCUAUCCCCACUUGUACAUUUGUUCAACUUGCUUUUCCAGCUAUCCCUUCAGCCAUAUUUUGCCCGCGCUUCAAAUUUCUUCAGUCUGCACCACCGAACCCCCAAUUUUUCCCGUGUCCAUAGAUUCAUCAGUCUUUUGCAUUCGCUUCUUUGCAG